Molecule: messenger RNA, 1179 nt
Organism: Fraxinus pennsylvanica
Lineage: Eukaryota; Viridiplantae; Streptophyta; Magnoliopsida; Lamiales; Oleaceae
Source: the annotation of a GenBank genome assembly
AUGAUGGUGGGUGUACAGAUAGGAUUAACCGGAGUUAAUGUUUUUUACAAACUAGCCGCGAACCGUGGUUUGAGCUUGAAGGUUUUGGUGGCUUACCGCUUCAUGUUUGCUGCGCUUACUGUUCUUCCUCUUGCUCUGAUCCUCGAAAGGCAAAAAAGGCCAAAGUUGACUUGGAAGAUUGUCUUCCAAGCAUUUCUCAUUGCUUUAUUUGGGGGAUCAAUGGCCCAAAAUCUAUAUGCAGAGAGCUUAGCGUUAACCUCAGCCACAUUCGCUGCAGCUAUUUCCAAUCUCGUUCCCGCCAUAACAUUCAUCCUCGCGAUACUCUUCAGGCUGGAGAAAUUGGGGUUGAACACGAAGGCAGGCAAAGCGAAAGUAGUGGGAACGUUCAUGGGCAUAGGAGGGGCAAUGCUUCUGACUUUUUACAAGGGGUGCGAAAUUAAUAUAUGGUCCAUCCAUUUAGACCUUCUGGAAAAUAACAAACAUCGAGUUGGACACGUGACAGCAUCUCACAAAACGCCCAUCAAUCAAAUAUUGGGUCCUUUGUUAGCACUUGCUAGUUGUGUGACUGUUGCAUUUUCUUUGAUUGUUCAGGCCAAAAUGAGUAAGGUAUAUCCUUGUCACUAUUCUAGUACUGCUCUCGUAUCAGUAAUGGGGACUAUGCAAGCUUUUAUAUAUGCUCUUUCAAUGGAAAGAGAUUGGAACCAAUGGAAGUUGGGCUGGAAUCUCAGACUUUUCAGUGCAGCUUACAUGGGAAUUGUGGCUUCAGGACUAAUGUGGGUAUGCCUCAUGUGCUGCGUUCAGAUGAGAGGCCCACUCUUUGUGUCCAUUUUUAAUCCUCUGUUGCUCGUACUCGUUGCGCUUGCUGGAUCUUUACUCCUUAACGAGAAAUUACACUUGGGAAGCGUGAUAGGAGCUGCGAUAAUAGUGUUAGGGUUAUAUGCAGUGAUAUGGGGGAAAAGCAAAGAAAUGAAAAAGAGUAGUCAACUUGUGCCAAAAAAGUGCUUUAAAGAGGCAGAUCAAACGGACAACAUUGCAUCAGAAAGCAUCAGGAGUAUAAACAUUGAUCAUAGUAGCAACAUAAUGGCUAUUGCUCCAAGUUUUCUUCCACAAACAGAAAUAGAAACAGUCGAUGACGAAGAAGUUGAUAUAGAGUCUAGUGUUCCCAAUCCAAAAAUAUGA